Molecule: messenger RNA, 1306 nt
Organism: Jatropha curcas
Lineage: Eukaryota; Viridiplantae; Streptophyta; Magnoliopsida; Malpighiales; Euphorbiaceae
Product: putative protein S-acyltransferase 7
Biological process (GO): peptidyl-L-cysteine S-palmitoylation; protein targeting to membrane
Cellular component (GO): endoplasmic reticulum; Golgi apparatus
Molecular function (GO): protein-cysteine S-palmitoyltransferase activity
Source: RefSeq, a predicted model, not a curated record
UAUAUGCUUUUAUGGACUUAAAAAACUUUUCAUGGGCCCAUAUUCUAUUCUCAUGUGCAGGAAACCGCCUUUCGGUUUUCAAAAUUCAGUUAAUCCGUUUCAAUCAAGAAGUGUCAACCAAAAAAAAAAGUUGGAGCCAAAAACAAUGGAAUCCGUUAAAUCGCGAGAAGAUGAUAUUGAAAUGGAAGCAAUUGCUCUUUCAAGUCCAUCAAUGGAAGAACUAGCUAAUGAUGUGUUAAACAAUGACAGAAAAGAAAAUAUAUCUCAUGGGAAAAAUGCAAAAUUGGGAAACAUUUUGAUUACAAUAAGGGAGAAAUUCAACGUAAUCGUGAACUUUGUUGCGGAUCAAUGGCUAAAACAAUAUUGCCUUGCUGCCAAGUCGGACCAAACUAGGGUUUACCAAGUUUGGCCAGGGAAUAAUGUAUUUUUUUUCCAUGGAAGGCUUGUAUGCGGACCGGAUCCUAAAGGGUUAUUGCUGACAAUUGUUUCAAUAAUAGUCUCUAGUUGGAUUUUUGCCAUGUACACAGAAGAUGAUUUACCAGUUCAUUCUAGUCUGUUAGUGAUCAUAUCUUUGGUUCUGACACUAACUGUUCUACUGAACUUGUUUCUAGUGAGUACAACUGAUCCAGGAAUUAUUCCUAGAAAUCAUAGAACACUUUCAGAAGAAAUUGGUUCGAGCAAUGGGGGAACCAGAAGGAAGAGGGUAACAAUCAAUGGCAUCGAAUUGAAACUAAAAUACUGUCAUAUUUGCAAAAUUUAUAGGCCUCCAAGGAGUUCUCACUGUGUUAUUUGCAACAAUUGUGUCGAGAAAUUUGACCACCACUGUCCAUGGGUUGGCCAAUGUAUUGCAUUGAGAAAUUACAUAUUCUACAUGACAUUUGUGAUCUCGGCCUUGAAUUUCUUUGUGUACAUAUUUGUAUUCACUGUCUGGAGAAUUCAACAAAGAAUGUCGCGAAAUGGCAACGGAUUGAUUGGAAUGAUGAUGAAUUAUCCAGAGACAAUGGCAUUGGUUUUGUUCAGUUUUGCUGCUAUUUGGUUCUUGUGUGGUCUUGUUAUCUUCCAUGUUUACUUAAUUGCAAUAAAUCAGACAGCAUAUGAGAAUUUCCGGAAAUGCUAUAUGGGUUCUGGGAAUCCAUUUAACAAGGGAAUUUUAUGCAAUAUUAAGCAGGCUUUAUUUUCACCAUUACAGCCUUCUAGAGUUGAUUUUGGUGCUCAGGUAACAACAAUUGAACUGGUGAAAAUCUUUGAGGAUCAAAUGGAAGGAGACCAGGUAUAAAUUAAUGUUUUAUUAGCAUGUAAUUUGAUG